UAAAUAGCAGGACAAAUGAAUGUUGAAUUCAAAAUAGAUUGUGGUAGUAUAAGAAUGUGUCGUUCUCGUGACCGUAUUUAAUGAUGACUCAUAUUUUGUUUUGCUGCACCGUAGUUAUGACAACCUAGAGUGACUAAAUUAUUAAUGAUGUUAGAGUACAAGGGCAAUGAACAAUUUAUUAUAUAUCCUGGAGAGGCUGAGAUUUUUAUACGGUCCAUGGAACUUUUAAAAUAUGGAGAUUUCGGUUUAGAAAGGUGGUUUAAUUAUCAUGGGUAUUUAAACAAGUUAAAUAUGCAGGCUGUUGCUUCGGCUCGUACUCAAUCAGAUGAGUUUAUCAAAGAAUUUCUUGUUAGUCAUCAAAAGAUACCGGUUCUAGUUCACGAUCUAAUAAUGGUUGAACUUUGGAAGCAAAAAGUGUUUAAGAUUAUAUUAAGCGAUAUAGAGGAACCUAAAUCUGCGUUCCCAUUGUAUACUAUUAUAUAUCAUGAACUGCUGUUGGCAAAUUUACUAGAAACCGUGACAUUCCACAGUGAUGCAGUAGAAACCUUUGGAGAUUCAGUUACUGAUUUAGGGGAUUGGUGCCAUCGGUCAUUGUGUUAUCUCGUAACUCAAUCAGCAUCAGAAAAGGAAAAGUCAGUGUAUUUCGAAUUGAAAAAUAAGGUUAGUGAUACCAGUAAUUUGAAGGAUUUAGAUCGUCAGUAUAAGGUUAUAGAAUAUGAAAAGGGUAUUAAAGCUAUCACUAUUGUUAGACACUUGUUUGAAAACUGUUUAAAUUCAGACAGUGGAUUACCUCCUAGUAUUGGACGUCGUUUACUUUACACACAUGAUAUCCCAAUUAUACUUUGUCAAUUACUUGAACAGAAACCAUGGAUAAUAAUUGGUUAUGACAAAUCUAAUACACAACAUCGUCAACAUAUUUGGCAUGAGAACGGGUCAUGGAUACCAGAUGAAAAAACAUCCUGUGUUAUUCACAAGCCAGAAGCGCAAAUAUGGUUAUGUCUAUUUCAAAUUCUAUUAGCCAAUAGUUCUUCCCUAAAAUAUGAUUGUUCAGUUAGCCACAGAAGGACUGCUUUAUUGAAACUACGUCCACUACUUACCGAAUUAAAACUAGAUGUUCUACCUGUUUUAAUUGACCUAAGACGCUUUUUGGAGCACUUAAGUCUUAAUGAAUCGUAUGGAGGCACAAGUGAUAAAAUUAAUAUGUGCCUUAUAGAAGUAGUACCAGAAAUUCGUGAAUCAUUGGUUAGCAAAUAUAAGAAUAAAUGGAGGAAACUUGCCACACUAUUCAAAGAACAAACUGAAUCUAAUCGUGGGAAAGAGGCGGCGAAAAAGGCAGCAUUGCAGUGGACUGAGACAUUUUCUGAAGAACAUCUCAGUCAAUUGUUCUCCUACUCCUUGGGGAAUUCAGGUGAUGAAAAUCCUCUAUAUCCAACACCAAGAUGUCCAACAUGUGGAGAAAUUGCCUCCAAACGAUGUUCAAGAUGUCGUCAGGAAUGGUACUGUGGUCGAGAAUGUCAAGUAAAGCACUGGUUAAAGCACAAGGGCGCUUGUGACUUGCUAGCAGAAGCAAUAACUUUUGAUAAAAACUCGAAUUAACUUUCUUCAUCAUAACCAUUUUAAAAAAAUCUAAUGUAAAUAAUAUUAAAGUUAAAUAGAAACGUCUGAAUUCCGCUAUGUGAAUCAGAA
Messenger RNA from Schistosoma intercalatum, 1686 nucleotides. The record is from the annotation of a GenBank genome assembly. NCBI's taxonomy places the organism in Eukaryota, Metazoa, Platyhelminthes, Trematoda, Strigeidida, Schistosomatidae.